This is a messenger RNA of Meriones unguiculatus (Mongolian gerbil), 3702 nucleotides long. RefSeq names its product FLYWCH-type zinc finger 1 (gene Flywch1). Bases 316 to 2634 code for a protein of 772 amino acids. The transcript has 8 exons. The record is from RefSeq and is a predicted model, not a curated record. Lineage: Eukaryota; Metazoa; Chordata; Mammalia; Rodentia; Muridae.
UGGGCUUUCCAAGCCGGUUCUUCGCGGGGGCGCGCGCGUCCAUGCGCGUCCGCGGCUCGCUCCCGGGGGCCAGUUGGCGGCGGGAGCGGGCGCCUGGGUCGUGGUUCUUAGAGCAGCCCGGGUGUUAGGCCGACGCCUCUGCUGGCGGAGACCCUCACGAAGGACCGCGUGGCUCAGCCGCGGGAGAGGCAGGGCCCGCUGCCGUCGGACAGAGCCUCAGGGCUCCCACAUUCUGGCCUGGGAGGAAGAAGAGGAAGAGAGAUCCAUCUGCCAGAGGGCUGAAGGUGGCCCGAGGGCCAGGUUCUCACUCCCAGGAUGCCCCUGCCCGAGCCCAGUGAGCAGGAGGGUGAGAGCGUGAAAGCUGGCCAAGAGCCGUCUGUUGGAGCCAGGAAGCCUCAAGAGUCCUCCAGUCUGGUUCUGGCCAGGGGUAAAGGAGGACCCAAGCCGAGAGGUGGCAAGUCCCGGAAGAAGUCCGGCAGUGGCAAGUCCCGGAAGAAGUCUGGCAGUGGCAGGUCCCUGAAGAAGCCCAGCAGUGGCAAAUCCCUGGAGAAGUCCGGCAGUGGCAAAUCCCUGGAGAAUUCCGGCAGUGGCAAGUCCCUGGAGAAUUCCGGCAGUGUCACAUCCCUGGAGAAGUCCGGCAGUGGCACGUCCCUGGAGAAGUCCGGCAGUGGCACGUCCCUGGAGAAGUCCGGCAGUGGCACGUCCCUGGAGAAGUCCGGCAGUGGCACGUCCCUGGAGAAGCCCGGCAGUGGCACGUCCCUGGAGAAUUCCGGCAGUGGCACGUCCCUGGAGAAGUCCGGCAGUGGCACGUCCCUGGAGAAGCCUGGCCCUGCCGCUCUACCCAGCAAUACUGUUCAGACCUCGACGGCCAAGAAGCAGGGACGGAUAAUUCACCGGAAACGUAGUAGAGUAGAUGCAGCUGACCCCCAGCCCCUGCAGUUCCUGAAGACCCCAUAUGGCGGUCGCCUUCUAGUGCACAAGUCAUUCCUGUACAAGCAAGAGAAGGCUGUGGGAGACAAGGUGUACUGGAAAUGCCGCCUGCACUCAGACCGAGGCUGCCGGGGACGGGCCAUCACCCGUGGCUUUCGAGUCACAGUGAUGCGGGACCACUGUCACCCACCUGAUAAGGGGAGCCUGGGGGGACGGCGCCGGAAGGAGAAGGUGCCCGCCUCAGACCUGCCUGAGGGCACUAAAGGCCAAGAGGAUGGUGUGAGCCUAUGGCUAUACCCUGAGGAGCCAGAGCCCACACCUCAGCAAAGCACUGAGCCCCCAGAGGAGGACCAGGGGUACCGAUCGCUGGCACUGCAGAGCCUACCUCCCAAGAAACGCCCCACACCAGGAGUGGUACGGUAUCAGCCCCUUGAGUUCCUGAAGACGUGCUAUGGGGGCACCUUCCUGGUCCACCAGUCCUUCCUCUACAAGCGGGAGAAGACCGUGGGGAGCAAGGUGUACUGGACCUGUCGGGAGCAUGCCGUCCAUGGCUGCCGCAGCCGGGCCAUCACGCAGGGCCAGCGGGUGACGGUCAUGCGCAGCCACUGCCACUCGCCUGACAUGGAGGGCCUACGGGCCCGGCGACAGCAGGAGAAGACCAUAAAGAAGAUCCAGGCGCGGCGGAUUGGUGCUGGGGACUUGGAGGACUGUGACGACAUUGAGGACUCGCUGCUCCAAGGGGUGGACAGCCUGUUCUACCGCAGGGGACAGGGCACACUGACUCUCAGUAGGUCCAGGUCCAGAAAACAAGCAAUGGAGCAACAGGAGUCCUUGCAGGAAUCCCCCGAGGAGGAGGACCAGGAUGUGGACCCCAGAGGCCCAGAGUUCCUGAGGACCCCCCUGGGGGGCAGCUUCCUGGUGUACGAGUCCUUCCUCUACAGGCGGGAGAAAGCAGCUGGUGAGAAGGUGUACUGGACCUGCCGCGACCAGGCACGCAUGGGCUGCCGCAGCCGAGCCAUCACUCAGGGCAGGCAGGUCACCGUGAUGCGAGGCCACUGCCAUCCACCUGACCUGUUAGGCCUGGAGACCCUGAGGCAGCGGGAGAAACGCCCCGGCCACGCUCAAUGGGACGGCCCAGAAGGCCCAGAGUUCCUGAAGACCCCCCUGGGGGGCAGCUUCCUGGUGUACGAGUCCUUCCUCUACAGGCGGGAGAAAGCGACUGGUGAUAAGGUGUACUGGACCUGCCGGGACCAGGCGCGCAUGGGCUGCCGCAGCCGAGCCAUCACUCAGGGUCAGCGCGUGAUGGUCAUGCGCAGGCAUUGCCACCCACCCGACAUGGGUGGCCUGGAAGCCCUGCGCCAGCGGGAGAACUUCCCUAACCUGACCCACUGGGAGGGUCCAGAGCCCGUGCAGCCACUGGAGUUCCUGCGGACAUCCCUUGGAGGCCGCUUCCUGGUGUAUGAGUCCUUCCUGUACAGGAAGGAGAAGGCUGCUGGUGAGAAGGUAUACUGGAUGUGCCGGGACCAGGCUCGGCUGGGCUGCCGCAGCCGCGCCAUCACCCAGGGCCGGCGAGUCAUGGUGAUGCGAAGCCACUGCCAUCCGCCUGACCUGGCUGGGCUGGAGGCCCUGCGGCAGCGGGAGAAGGGCCCCAGUGCAGCCAAGAAGAAGAAGAAGAAGAAGAAGAAGGGAAAAUCAAAGAGCUAAAACGAACCGAAGUCCUAACGAGGUGAGUCUUCUCUGAGGCAGCAGAGGAGCAGCUGACACCCCACGUGCUUCCCGCCCACGCAGGCAUUUCCCAGCCACUCAGACGCGCUUGACAACUCCUUUCACUCUUCCAAAGCAUCAACACGACUUCACACUUCCUCAGGAGGUCUCCCAGGAGGAGUGCUUGGACCUUGGGGUGGUAUCUUCUGUUGGCAGAGUAGUGCCAAGACCUGUGCCAUGCUGCUGUCACCUCUGUGACCUUAGAGAGCUGUGGAGAAGUAUGUCUGGACUGAUAUACCUCAACCCCACCCUGCUGUCCAGGCCCUAGCACCAUCUGCUCUGAGAGCAUGCAGCCCUGCAAGGAGCUUUCCAGCGGAGUGUGGCCCUUGAUGAGCUCCAAGAAGUUCAGCAAAAUGCGGUCGUCCUGAGCCAGGACACGUACGGGAACUUCUCGCCACCCUCUGAAGACGGUGCAAGUCACAGCCAGGGGUACUUUUGGUUUUUUGUUUCAGUUUCAUCUUUAGGGCUGUGCUGGGGCCUCCCUGGUCUUUAGUCACUUGCUGCUUGCUAGAGCACAGCCAGCCCCAACCAUGACAGAGCAGGGCCAGACGCAAGGCUUUACUGUACCUUCUGUCGGAUUUCGCAUCUCACAUCCUUUCCCAACUUAAAUUAAACCUAUGUCCACAGUUCUUGAAGCAGCUGACAUUUCUAGCAGGGGGAGCCAGCCCAGAUGUCAGGAGGUGACAUCAGGUAGGGGUGCUCUGGUGGCAGCUGUACCACUGGGGAUUGCCCGCUUGGUGUCACAUGAUGCACAGGAAAGUUAGGGGCAUCAAAGCACGCCUCCUGUAGAAGAGUCUGGCAGGACUAAGUGAGCUAGAAGUGGUACUCUGUCAUCCCUGGGAACUGCAGACUUCCUGCAUGCCACACCCUGCCCUAGAGCCGCAUGCUCCUCUCCCUUAGCAAGCCGCGGAGCAGCCACCCCUGUGGGAUAGUGAUGGCCUGGUCCCUGCCACUGGCUUCUGCUCAUCUGCUUCCCUCAAUAAACCCGAUGUAGCCUCCUGGUGCCGA